CAUCGCUGGCAGGAAGUGUCUCGCAGACACUGCGGUGACUCUGGCUCCAGGCUCCUGGCGAGAUCCCCGAGCCCCGGCGGCUGGUGCUGGGAGCCCGGAGCCCGGGCUGCAGCCGGGAGAGGGGAAUCUCCAGCAGGGCCCUUCCCGCUGCUCCCCAGGAGCCUCUCCCAGGGCAGAGCCCCCAGCCCGGCCAGGGCCCCUGCCCCAGAGGGACCCCGCUUGGAGGGAAGCCCCGACAGGCUGAGGAAUCACAUCCACCUUUUGCUCCAGAUGGGCCCGUCUUCCAGGAGACAGGGAAGGGAAAUGUCUGUGAUGGAGCCAGCUCAGAUGCCGGUGACCUUCAAGGAGGUGGCUGUGUAUUUCAUCCAGGGGCAGGGGGCUCUGCUGGACCCCACUCAGAGAGCCCUCUACAGGGACGUCAUACAGGAGAACUACGAGACGGUGACCUCGCUGGGGGGUGCUGGGAUGAUGAGUGAGAACGAGGAGGAGAAUCCACAGCGGGAAGGUGGUGAGGACGUGGGUCUGCAGGGAACGGUAUUGGGAAGAUCCAAGCAGAAUUUUUAUAAGAAUCAUAAACCAGGAAAAACCUGCGAAAACCAGCGCAGGUCGGCGAGGCUGCUGGGAUAUGACCCAGGGAAGAAAACGUGUGAAUCCAUAAAUGAUGGUGGAGAUUGCAAGGACUUCAAGGAAACAGCCCAGCAGAGAAUCCCUACAAAAGAGAGAAAAAACACAUGCACCGAGUGUGGGAAAAGCUUUAUUAGGAGGUCACAUCUUAUUUCCCAUCAGAGGAUCCACACUGGAGAGAAACCGUAUAAGUGCCUUGUCUGUGGGAGAGGUUUCAGCCAGACCGCACAUCUUAUUUCACAUCAGAGGAUCCACACAGGAGAGAAACCCUAUAAGUGCCUUGAUUGUGGGAAAGGUUUCAUUCAGGGUUCACAUCUUCUUAGGCAUGAGAGAACCCACACAGGUGAGAAACCCUAUAAAUGCCUGGAGUGCGGGAAAAGCUUCAUUCAGAGCUCGGAUCUUAUUUCACACCAGAGAACCCACACAGGAGAAAGAGCCUAUAAGUGCCUUGACUGUGGGGAAAGUUUUGAUUGGAACAUGCAGCUUGUUAGACAUCAGAUGCACCAUACAGGAGAGAAACCCUACAAAUGCCUGGAUUGUGGGAAAGCAUUUAGUGACAGUUCAGCCCUUAUUAUUCAUCAGAGACUCCACACGGGAGAGAAACCCUAUAAAUGCCUCGACUGUGGGAGAAGAUUCAAUCAGAACUCACUCCUUACUAGACAUAAGAGAACCCACACUGGAGACAAACCCUACAAGUGCCUGGACUGUGGGAAAAGUUUCAAUCAGAGCUCAUACCUAAUUGCACAUCAGAGAACUCACACAGGAGAGAGACCCUAUAUAUGCCCUGAGUGUGGGAAAAGUUUCAGUUGGAGCUCAGAUCUGACGGCACAUCAGAGAACCCACACAGGAGAGAGACCUUAUAAGUGCCUGGAAUGUGGGAAAAGAUUCCUUCAAAGCUCAAAUCUUAGUGUGCAUCUGAGAAUCCAUACGGGAAAAACACCCUAUAAAUGCCCCGACUGCGGGAAAAACUUCAGUCAAAGUUCAAACCUGACUAGACACCAGAACACCCACAUGGCAGGAAAAACCUCAGCCCUCUACAGGGACGUCAUGCAGGAGAACCAUGAGAGGGUGACCUCGCUGGGGGGUGCUGGGAUGGUGAGUCAGAAGGAGAAUCCACAGCGGGAAAAUUGUGAGGACGUGGAUCUGCAGGGAACAGUAUUGGGAAGAACCGAGGGGAAUUUUUACCAGGAUCAUAAACGAGGAAAACCUUGUGGAAUGCAGCGUAGGUCGGAGAGGCUGCUGGGAUGCAACCCAGGGAAGAAACCGUGUGAACCCAUAAAUGAUGGUGGAGAUUGCAAGGACCUCAAGGAAAGCACAGCCAAGCAGAGAAUGCCCAGAGAAGAGAAAAAAAACACAUGCAGCGAGUGUGGGAAAAUCUUUAUUCGGAGGUCACAUCUUAUCUCACAUCAGAAGGUCCACACAGGAGAGAAGCCCUACAAGUGCCUUGUCUGUGGGAAAGUUUUCAGUCAGAGCUCAAAUCUUAUUUCCCAUCAGAGGAUCCACACAGGAGAGAAACCCUAUAAGUGCCUUGUCUGUGGGAAAGGUUUCAGUCACACCGCAAACCUUAUUUCACAUCAGAGGAUCCACACAGGAGAGAAACCCUAUAAAUGCCUUGACUGUGGGAAAGGUUUCAAUCAGGGUUCAAACCUUAUUAGGCAUCAGAGAACCCACACAGGCGAACAACCUUAUAAAUGCCUGGAAUGUGGGAAAAGCUUCAUUCAGAGCUCAGAUCUUAUUAGGCACGAGAGAACCCACACAGGUGAGAAACCCUAUAAAUGUUUGGACUGUGGGAAAAGCUUUGUUCUGAGCUCAGAUCUUAUUUCACAUCAGAGUGCUCACACGGGAGAUAAACCCUAUAAGUGCCUGGAGUGUGGGAAAAGUUUCAAUCAGAGCUCAUACCUAAUUUCACAUCAGCGAACGCAUACAGGAGAGAAACCCUAUAAAUGCCUCGAGUGUGGGAAAACAUUCAGCUGGAACUCAAAUCUAAUUUCACAUCAAAGAACUCACACAGGAGAGAGACCAUAUAAGUGCCUGGACUGUGGGAAAAGGUUCAUUGACAACACAGCCCUUAUUAAACAUCAGAGAAUGCAUACAGGAGAGAGACCCUAUAAAUGCCUCGACUGUGGGAAAAGUUUCAGUCGGAAAUCAACCCAUAUUGGACAUCAGAGAAUCCACAGAGGAAAGAAACCUUGGGUGGACAAGGCGUUCCGCUGCGCCGAAUGCGGGAAGACCUUCAGCCAGCGGUCCAACCUGAUCCGGCACCAGCGCCUCCACGCCACCGACAAGCCCCACAAGUGCUCCGAGUGCGAGAAGAGCUUCGGCGAGCCAGCGGCGCUGGCCCGACACCAGAAGUCCCACGCGGCCGGGAAGCCCUUCCAGUGCGGGGACUGCGGGAAGGGCUUCAACUGGAGCUCCCACCUGGAGCGGCACCGGCGCAUCCACACCGGCGAGCGGCCCUACGAGUGCGGGGACUGCGGGAAAGGCUUCAGCGUCAGCUCCCACCUGGAGCGGCACCGGCGCGUCCACACUGGCGAGCGGCCCUACAAAUGCGAGGAGUGCGGCAAGCGCUUCACCGUCAGCUCCACCCUGACCCAGCACCGCCGGGUCCACGCCGCCGACAAGCCCCACCGGUGCCAGGACUGCGGCAAAGCUUUCGGGCUGGGCGCUGCCCUCCUGGCCCACCAGCGGAAGCACCGGGGGGAAAAACCUUUCCAAUGCCCUGAGUGUGGCAAAGCCUUUGGCUUCACCUCCCACCUGGAGCGGCACCGGCGCGUCCACACCGGGGAGCGGCCCUUCCAGUGCGACGACUGCGGGAAGAGCUUCAGCCGCAGCUCCCACCUCUACCGGCACCGGCGCGUCCACACCGGGGAGAAGCCGCGGAAAUGCGCCGACUGCGGGAAGAGCUACCAUCUCAGCGCCGCCACCGUGGCCCAGCUCCAGGCCGCGCCUGCCGGCAGCGGGAGGGAUCCCACCAAGUGUGCCGACUGCGGGCGUCGGCGCGUGCCGCCGCCGGCCACCAUACCGGAGCCUGCCCCGGCGCCUUCGGGCUGCGCGGAUAAACCCCACAAGUGCCCCGAGUGCGGGAAGGGCUUCGGACAGAGCUCCUCGUUGGUGAAGCACCAGCGGAUUCACACCGGCGAGCGGCCCUUCCAGUGCGGCGAGUGCGGCAAAUGCUUCGGCUGGUGCUCGGCCCUCAUCAAGCACCGGCGCAUCCACACCGGGGAGCGGCCGUACCGCUGCGGUGACUGCGGGAAGGCCUUCAGCGUCAGCUCCCACCUGGACCGGCACCAGCGCGUCCAUGCAGGCGACAAGCCGCACCGCUGCCCCGAGUGCGGGAAGGGCUACGGUGAGCCAGCGGCGCUGGCCAAGCACCAGAAAUCCCAUGCCGCUGGGAAGCCCUUCCAGUGCGGGGACUGCGGGAAGGGCUUCGCUUGGAGCUCCCACCUGGAGCGGCACCGGCGCAUCCACACCGGGGAGCGGCCCUACGAGUGUGGGGACUGUGGGAAAGGCUUCAGCGUCAGCUCCCACCUGGAGCGGCACCGGCGCGUCCACACUGGCGAGCGGCCCUACAAAUGCGACGAGUGCGGCAAGGCCUUUGCCGUCAGUUCCACCCUGGCCCAGCACCAGCGGGUCCACUCUGGCGGCCGGCCUCACCGCUGCAAAGACUGCGGGAAGCGGUUCGCGGCGGGGGCCCAGCUGCUGGCCCACCAGCGGGCCCACCGGGGCGAAAAACCCUACCCCUGCGGCGUCUGCGGCAAGAGCUUCGGCUUCAUCUCCCACCUGGAGCGGCACCGGCGCGUCCACACGGGCGAGAAGCCGUACAAGUGUCCCGACUGUGGCAAGGCCUUCAGCCGCAGCUCCCACCGCAACCGCCACCAGCGCGCCCACGCUGCCGCCUCCCAACACCGGCCCUUUAAGGGAGGGGGCGGGGCUGAGGCGGAGAAAGACUCCGCCCCCUCUGGCCCGGCCAAACCACAGAGAGGCCCUGCCGCCGCCGCCGAGGCUGCCCUCUCCCUCCUGCCAACCUGGUGGGGGGAAGGGGAGAGGAGGAGCAGCCAACCCCCGGCCUGGGCGGAGGACGCCACAGCGGCAGCCGUGCCCUUCCCCCACACUGCCGGGGGGCUGCGGGGAUGGGGCAUGAAAGCCUUCCCUGCCCCGGACGUGGCUCCCACCCCGUGGCGGCUGGGGGAUGGUAGCUCAGGCUGGGCAUCCGCCCUGCCCCAGGAGGCCUGGCCCCAGCUGCCGCCCACUUCCUAACCAGCCUCCCGUCCUUCUCCGGAGCUGUUUACUGGGGACAGUGGCCCCCCGCUCCCUUCCCAGAACAGGGGACAGGCAGCAGGCCCGCCUCUCUAGGACAGACAGUGGGUGCUCCUGGCAGCUGUCGGGCGCUAACCCAGCCGCCCACAGGGCAGGGAUACGGUCUGACCAACGAGAGGUGGUCUCCCGCCACGCACGCACCCACCCGUGCCCUGUCCCGCGGCCGCCACUGGCCUGAGGAUGUGUCACCCCCGAGAGCACCAGGCUCACCCCCGGAUCCCACGCCCGAGGGGGAUGGGAACCAGAGGGGAGGAGGUCACUUGAGUACUGGGGAGGUGUGGGGGGGAUGAGAAUUAGCAGGGGAGGGAGGCGAAUUAAGCACCUGGAGCACAAAGGAGGAGGUGAGGACGAGGUGCUGGGUGGGAGCUGGAUUGAGUGCUUGGGGGGAAGGGUUGCCACCCAUGUGGUUUUCACCCAGACAGUCUGGGUUUUGGGUUGUGUGUCCGGGUGCCAUUUGACAAGCCUGAUGUCCAUUUUUUUUAAUCGGGGGGGAACAGGGAAGAGGCGGAGCAGGGGUGUGGGGCCUCAAGGAAAGAGGUGAAGGGGCAAGGCCUCAAGGGAAGAGGUAGAGAAGGGGGCGGGGCCUC
This is a messenger RNA of Trachemys scripta elegans, 5528 nucleotides long. Its product is annotated as zinc finger protein 208-like. The record is from RefSeq and is a predicted model, not a curated record. NCBI's taxonomy places the organism in Eukaryota, Metazoa, Chordata, Testudines, Emydidae. The transcript is spliced from 7 exons. Bases 271 to 4881 code for a protein of 1536 amino acids. Gene Ontology annotation, biological process: negative regulation of transcription by RNA polymerase II; regulation of immune system process; regulation of cytokine production.